CCGUAAAUCUACCUAUUAGGAAAACGGUUGCAAGCAUGGAAAUACGCAAUGAAGUGAAACAGAAGGACCAGGAAGUGGAAAAGAAAAAGUUUGUCGUGCGCAAUGCUGCAGAUGUACAGAGAGCCAAGUUGGACAAGCUCAUGAAGAAUCCGGACAAACCAGUCAUCAUUCCUGCACCGAGUAAAAACCGAGACUUUUCCACCGCGAUACCAUCGUUUGUGCGAAACGUGAUGGGUUCUAGUGCUGGCGCCGGUUCGGGAGAGUUCCAUGUUUAUCGCCAUCUGCGCCGGAAGGAAUACGCUCGCCAGAAGCAGAUUCAGGAAAAAUCUCGCUCCGAGCAACUGGACGAUGCGUUUCAGGAUCGGUUGGAAAACAACCGUAAAGCGGCCGAAGAACGCACGGCAAAGAAACGCGCAAAGCGGUUGAAGAAAAAGGCCAAGCUGAAACCUAACCGGGGAAAGAAACCGAAGCAGGGCGUAAGCUUGGACGAGUUGCUCGAAAGUUCCUCUGAGGAGAGUGAUGAGGAGGAAAAUGAAGAAGCAUCUGCGCAGGGCGAUGAUUCUACAGAUACCCGGGAGAAGGAUAGCGAAAUCGUCAAGGAGCAACACGAAGCAGAAAAGAUGGAAGAUACUGCCGGAAAGGAAAUUAAUCCGAGCACGAAAGAUAAUCAGACAACAGUGACAGACCUGAGCACGGAAAAUGCGACUCAGAUAUCAUCGCCUCAACCCAAAAUGGAAGCUCAACCAAAACCAGUCACAGACCUAAAAGAACCACAAAACAACGAAGACAUGGAGAACCAACCGUAAGAGUGAGGAUCAAAAGGUACAAGUCAAUAAACAAAAAUAAAUGAUCUAAGCAAGAUGUGGACAACCGUAACAAUCUUCGCUACAAAAAGACUCAGCAAAUCAGAAGUCGGCGGAACGAUUAUGAAAAAAUGAGGGAGGAAUAAUAAAACAUUA
Anopheles moucheti is the source of this 959-nucleotide messenger RNA. RefSeq names its product PRKR-interacting protein 1 homolog. Bases 36 to 806 code for a protein of 256 amino acids. Lineage: Eukaryota; Metazoa; Arthropoda; Insecta; Diptera; Culicidae. The record is from RefSeq and is a predicted model, not a curated record. Gene Ontology annotation, biological process: negative regulation of protein kinase activity. Gene Ontology annotation, cellular component: nucleolus. Gene Ontology annotation, molecular function: double-stranded RNA binding; protein kinase inhibitor activity; protein kinase binding. The transcript has 2 exons.